AUGACUGUCAACCCAUUUGUCCAGUCAACCGCAGACCUGCCGCAGGCGGCCCCAAAACUCAAGUUCUCCCAGCGCCACCGGCAAAAGGUGAACGACAUUCGCGAGGAGACCAGGACCCUCCACCAAGACAAGAUCGAUCGCGUCAGCAGAUGGGUGGAGGACUGCGAGAGGGCACGAGCGACUGCGGAGAGCAGCACCAGCGAGCAGCUGAUCGACGAGCCGUAUGAGUGCGACGGCGACAUGGAAGACCUCCUCCUCGCGGUGCUGGUCGCCAGGCCCGAGUACCAGACGGUGCCCACGGCCGGUCAGGUCCGCCAAUUCGCCAGGGAGCUGCACACGUACAGGUCCAAGCUCUCAACCCUGGACCAGACACGGGGUUACUUUCAUCUGAAAUUCCUGUCGGCUCGUGAACCGGCUGCGCUGCCCGAGUACCCUGAGGAUAUCGACGAUGAGCCUGAGAUCGAGGCGCAGGGAGAUGGGAUAGGCCUCAAGACAGCAGCAUGGCCUCAGGUCGUCAUCCGCGAGAUCUCACCUGCUGAUGAAGAGCUUAGGUGGGAAAUGAUGCAGGAGUAUCAGAAGCGGAGGAGUACUCUCAAGAACAAGGUGGUGGAUAUUGCAUGGGACUCGGCAAUUCGGGCUACGACAUGUCCCAAUUUUGUCCGGAUCGAGGCCUUUUGA
Molecule: messenger RNA, 678 nt
Organism: Cryphonectria parasitica EP155
Lineage: Eukaryota; Fungi; Ascomycota; Sordariomycetes; Diaporthales; Cryphonectriaceae
Exons: 1
Coding region: 1-678 (225 amino acids)
Source: RefSeq, a predicted model, not a curated record